Messenger RNA from Ipomoea nil (Japanese morning glory), 1227 nucleotides. RefSeq names its product ras-related protein RABH1b-like. NCBI's taxonomy places the organism in Eukaryota, Viridiplantae, Streptophyta, Magnoliopsida, Solanales, Convolvulaceae. Gene Ontology annotation, molecular function: GTP binding; GTPase activity. Bases 303 to 926 code for a protein of 207 amino acids. The transcript has 6 exons. The record is from RefSeq and is a predicted model, not a curated record.
GGUAGCAAAUCAGAGACAGAGAGGAACGUGAUGUGUAACCCGGCAACAACUCUUUUAAUGCCAGUUUCGCCCCCCGCGUUCAACCCGAUCCGAACUGCACAUUCAGAACCUGAAGCAUAUUUAUUCCUCCGCCCAUAUUCAAUCAACGAUUAGGAAUACAGCGGACGUAGACAAGCUCUCCUGUUCUGAUUUCCCUCAAACGCGUCUCGUCAUUUUCCGACGAGAUCUCAAAUCCUCCGUCGGAAAAUCCUGAUCCGAUCCGAUCCUAGCGGUUCGAGAAGCUACUCCCGUUGAUCAGAUUGAUGGCUCCGGUUUCCGCCCUCGCUAAGUACAAGCUCGUCUUCUUAGGAGACCAGUCUGUCGGCAAAACCAGUAUCAUCACUCGCUUUAUGUACGACAAGUUCGAUAACACAUACCAGGCAACAAUUGGCAUUGAUUUCCUGUCAAAGACAAUGUACCUUGAAGAUCGUACAGUAAGACUGCAGCUUUGGGAUACUGCAGGGCAAGAGAGAUUUAGGAGUCUUAUACCAAGCUACAUCAGGGACUCAUCUGUUGCUGUUAUUGUGUAUGAUGUUGCAAGUAGGCAGUCCUUCCUUAAUACUGCAAAGUGGAUUGAGGAGGUUCGAACUGAGCGUGGGAGUGAUGUUAUCAUUGUUCUUGUUGGGAAUAAAACUGACCUUGUUGAAAAAAGGCAAGUUUCAAUAGAGGAGGGAGAAGCUAAAUCGCGGGAACUAAAUGUCAUGUUUAUUGAAACCAGUGCAAAGGCUGGCUUCAAUAUAAAGCCACUAUUUAGGAAAAUUGCUGCAGCCUUGCCAGGAAUGGAGACAUUAUCGUCAGCUAAGCAAGACGACAUGGUUGAUGUGAACCUCAAGUCAAGCAGUACAAAUCCUGCACAGUCACAACAGUCAGGAGGAUGUGCCUGUUAACAACAUGUUUGAACAUCUCAAUCCCGUGUCUGGAUCUUACAUGCUGCCUUUGAACCUAAAGCGGAUCUGUAAAGCCUGUCCUUGAUUGCAUUUGAGUCCUAGCCAUUGUUGAUCUAUCAGAAAGUGUUGAACAUAUAGUAGAUUACCAUUAUAGUUUACUUGCGAGUCAUUUCUAUAUCAGUUAUAGACCUAUGCCACCCCUUUUGGUCAAAAUUUGUAUGGAUUUUUGCAGUUUUGUAUAACAAAAAGCAGUUUUAUUAGAUUUCAAGGAUUAGCAGUCAGCUGCAGUUUGACAGAGCAA